AUGGUUUCCUCUGCCUCUUGCUUCGCCCUUUUGGGCCUCGGCGCGUCUGCAGUGAACGCCAUUCCCAAGGCCAACUACCUCAUCCCGCACCCUCCAGAGACGUUCACCCUCACGACCUGCGGCUCCCAGUGCGCCAGGACCGUGACCGUGACCGAGACCUUCACAGAAACGGCUCCGUACUUUUAUACUUGUGGGCCGCCAAGCAGCCCUGCGACCACGAGCACUGUCGACUCCUUGACUCUGUCGGCGACCAUCCUUCUUCCUCCUCUGUCCACGGCCAGAAGCAUCACCAACUCGACCACUCGAGUGACACCCAGCUCUUCGACUCGGUCUCCUUCAGGCACCGGCAUCAUCCCGACUUUGACUUCUUUCACCAAGACGUCCACGCCCACGCCCGGGUUCACUGUGUCUUCCCAGUUACCCAGUGCCGUGUCUCCCAGCUCAUCUGCAUGGGGCGUGAACAGCACCUCAUCUCGCAUCAGCUCCCGAUCUGACGGAUAUGCCACCGGCACCGGCAGCCCCGGAACGAGCGUCUCGAGCGGCAGGGCCGUCCCGUCCUCCAGCCUCUGGAGUAACAGCACGGAGCCCAUCACGCGCACCGUCACGCGCACCGUCCGGAAGUCCAGCAGCGGCUCCUCCACGAAGGCCAGGGUGACGAUCCCCACGAUCCCCAUUAUCAGCAUCCCUCCCCCGCCCGUCACGUCGACCGGGUCCGAGCCUGCUACCUCCCCCGGGCUCUCGUACUCUCUCACCACCUACACCACCGUCCGGGUCAUCAACACAACCGUCUCGUCCCAGCUGCCCGGCUUGUCCACGCUGUCGCGCUCCGCCUCCCGCACGACGCUGAGGACCACCGUCGUGGUGACCAUCACGAACACGAUCCCCCUCGGCACCGGCACCGCGAACUCGUCAACAAGCAGCGGCACGGGUGUCUCCAGCAGGUUCCCCGCGCUGUCGUCGAGCAGCUCGAUCCGUCUCUCGAACUCGCUCAGCUACGGGACAACUACUACCAAGGCUACCUCUUCCACCGUCAGCUCCAAGGUGCCAUGCUCGACGAGCACCAAGACAGCCCCGAAGCUCUCUACAUCCUCUAAUACGCCAGGGACUACCGUCUCGAGCGCCCUGGCCAGCUUGGUCACUCCCACAGGCACGGCCAAGACCCGUACCAUUCCUGGUGCAUACGAUAGUUCCCUCUAUUCCUCUUCCUCCUCCUCUUCCGCCGGAACCACGGUAGAGAGCGCCAAACCGUCUCUCGUCACGGGCACCACCUCUGGUAUCCCGGGAGCCUACGAAUCCGAGUUGCUGACCUUGACGCCCGGGACCACCGUCUCCGACGUCUUGCCGACCCUCAUCACGCCCACGCUUUCACUCCCCACCCUCUCUCCUGGCUAUGGAGAAUACCCUCCCGUCUCUGAGGAGCCGACCUCGACUGGCAGCCCGGGCACCACGGUCGCCAGUGCGCUGCCGUCCCUGGUGACGCCGACCACGCUCGAGACGCGCACGUCGGAUGCGUAUGUCUCGCCCUCCGUUUACACUAGCUACAACUACGGCCAGACACUUUGA
Messenger RNA from Colletotrichum higginsianum IMI 349063, 1563 nucleotides. RefSeq lists its product as uncharacterized. Bases 1 to 1563 code for a protein of 520 amino acids. The transcript is spliced from 3 exons. The record is from RefSeq and is a predicted model, not a curated record. NCBI's taxonomy places the organism in Eukaryota, Fungi, Ascomycota, Sordariomycetes, Glomerellales, Glomerellaceae.